AUGAGUGGGGAACUUAAUAUCUUAAAGAUACUUAUUUUGAAGGAGAAUUCCUCUGCUUUCUAUGUCCAUUGUUUUGCACAUCAGCUUCAGUUAGCUUUGGUGGCUGUAGCAAAGAAAUAUAGCAUUGUAGGUGCCUUCUUCACAUCAGUUGGUCAUGUUGUAAAUAUUGUUGGUGCAUCUUCUAAACGGCGUGACAUUCUUCGAAAAAAGCAGUCUCUCAAAGUUGUUCAAGCAUUGAAAGUUGGAGAACUUUCAAGUGGAAGAGGCUUAAAUUCAGAAAUUGAGAUUAAGCGUUCAGCCAAUACACGUUGGAGCUCAUAUUAUGGUACGCUCAUAAACUUUAUUGCCAUGUUCUCUCCCAUAAUUGAUGUGCUAGAUGGAAUUGCAUUUGAAAAAGUAGGUUGUGAUCAAAAACAUGAUGCCUUUAUUUCAUUGGGGUUAUUGCAAUGUUUUGAUUUCAUAUUUAGUCUGCACUUGAUGAGGAUUGUACUUGAAAUUAGUCAUGAGUUGUCACAAGCCUUGCAAAAAGAUGAUCAAGAUAUAGUAAAUGCAAUGGAUUUAGUGAAAAUUUGCAAGAGAAAAUUGCAAGAUAUGAGGGAUAAUGGAUGA
Rosa chinensis is the source of this 609-nucleotide messenger RNA. Its product is annotated as zinc finger MYM-type protein 1-like. Bases 1 to 609 code for a protein of 202 amino acids. The record is from RefSeq and is a predicted model, not a curated record. NCBI's taxonomy places the organism in Eukaryota, Viridiplantae, Streptophyta, Magnoliopsida, Rosales, Rosaceae. The transcript has a single exon.